Hibiscus syriacus is the source of this 741-nucleotide messenger RNA. RefSeq names its product protein TIFY 6B-like. Lineage: Eukaryota; Viridiplantae; Streptophyta; Magnoliopsida; Malvales; Malvaceae. Gene Ontology annotation, cellular component: nucleus. The record is from RefSeq and is a predicted model, not a curated record. The transcript has 5 exons. Bases 1 to 741 code for a protein of 246 amino acids. Gene Ontology annotation, biological process: regulation of defense response; regulation of jasmonic acid mediated signaling pathway; response to wounding.
AUGGAGAAUCAUUAUGCUACGGCCGGUCAAAAUUUUCCUGCCAAUAGCAUGAGACCACAAUUACUUAGAGGGAUUCCGGUCACGAGCCCACGUACGAUUCUUCCCACACUUGGUUCUGUUGGUGGAAGUGUUGAACCAUGCAGUAUUGUUGACAGUGAGAUAUUGAGACUUGGUCCUAAAUUUUAUUUUUAUUUUAUAAUUAGAAAAUGCAUCAAGACCUCUGGAUCACCUGCUCAACUGACGAUCUUUUAUGGGGGUGAAGUGAAUGUCUUUGAUGAUAUUACACCUGAGAAGGCUCAGGCUAUAAUGUUCUUGGCUGGAUCUAGUUCGGCUUAUCCAAAACCCCAAGCCCAGACACAUAUUUUGAAGCCAGUUCAAGUUGAAAGUGUUCCUGCAAACCAGAUCAUAAAUACACAAUUAAACUCUGGUGCAUCGAACCCUCACGUCGUUGCUGCUCAGUCCGGGAGUGGCUCCACUAGUACCGAAGAUCAGAUGAUAUGCAAAACCUCGGGAACCCGAACUCCAUCUACCCCUAUUAGCAAAUUUGAGCCUCCGAAAUUGCUGAAUACCAUGGGAUAUGUUGCUGCUACUGGCAUGAUGCCUUCUAUUCCACAGGCUCGCAAAGCUUCAUUGGCUCAGUUUUUUGAGAAGCACAAGGAAAGGGUAAUGAAUGCAGCAUCACCAUACAAUUUUAUCAAGAAGUCUAUAGAUUAUGCAACUACCUUGGAAUCAAGCGCAUGA